This is a messenger RNA of Erigeron canadensis, 1307 nucleotides long. RefSeq names its product cullin-1-like. The transcript is spliced from 9 exons. The coding region runs from base 169 to 1041 and encodes 290 amino acids. Gene Ontology annotation, biological process: protein ubiquitination; ubiquitin-dependent protein catabolic process. The record is from RefSeq and is a predicted model, not a curated record. Gene Ontology annotation, molecular function: ubiquitin protein ligase binding. Gene Ontology annotation, cellular component: cullin-RING ubiquitin ligase complex. Lineage: Eukaryota; Viridiplantae; Streptophyta; Magnoliopsida; Asterales; Asteraceae.
UUAAAACUUUUUAUCACGAUAGUAUUGCUCGGCUAGAAAUGCUUGUGUUUGGUAAUUGCCAAGUGCACAUAGCAACAACUCCAAAUAUUAAUAGCGUCAAUCAUCGUUGAGGAGACUGCCACACAACACAACACCACUCUUCUCUAUCUCUGUCUAGCGUACGAAAAAAUGAAGAAAAAAUUGACGUUGGAAGAAGGCUUCGGUCUAUUGAAACAAGGCAUUGCCAAGGCUAUGAUGAUACUGGAUGGAUAUCCAACUAGUGCAUUGUUCACUUGUGAAGAUUACAUGAAACUCUACGACUGCGUGUAUGACAUGUGCGUUCAACCUCCUCCUAGUCAGUACUCUGCAGAGCUCUAUGAGAUGUUCAAGAGAGCUUUGGAAGAGAGCAUUACCUCAAGGGUCUUGCCAGCUCUCAAAGAUAAAAGACAUAUCUUUGUGCUAGAUGAACUAUGCAACAUGUGGGCAAAGUACAAAGUCAUGGCAAAAUGUCUUGGAGGUUUCUUCCUGUACCUUGACCGUCACUUUGUUGAGGAUAGGAAGGCUUCUUCUCUUAAUGAUAUCUCCGUUCUUUGCUUCCAUGAUAUGGUGUUCCGCAAAUUGUAUCACGAGAUUCUUGAAGCUGCAGUUUUUCUAACUGAGGAGGAGAGAGCUGCAAAAGGUGUUUACAGGGAUGUUCUAAAGAAUGUUUCAACCUUCUUUGUUGAAAUUGGGAGUGGGAAGAUGCACUAUUAUGUGAGCUUUGAGACAGCUGUGAUAGAAAGCGCGGCAAAUUACUACAACCUCAUGUUUGCAAAUUGGCUUUUGCGUUUUUCACCUAUGGAAAUCAUUGUGAAGGCCCAAUGCCAGAUGAACCAGGAAAAAGAGAGAGCUAGUGAAUUCUUGCAUCAAACCUCACAGGAGAAGCUGCUGCUGGUUGUGCACGACCAGUUAUUGGGUCAAACUGCAUUGAGUCAAGCAAGCAAACUUCAAGAAAAACAGAAGACCGAUUAUCAGGAAGUGCUACUACAAUGUGCAGGUUUAAAUCUUGGUGAAGGUAGCUAAGGGCAUGAUUCUUGACGAUGUAAUUCGGCCACCAAGAUUAUCUUGGUCAUUUAACAAAUAUUGCACAUAUUAUGACUGUUGAAUUAAUGUAGGUUUUCAGCUGGCUUUUUAGUAUUUUGAUGUUCUAUCAUUUCACUUGGAAUAGAAGUUGUCAGAUCCCGUAUAUUGAAUGCGUUCUCUCGGGUCUUGUACUCAUUGGAAGGAAUUACUUUCCAACAUUUAUUUUUCAUUUCAAAUGAAAGAAUGAAGACUAGCUCUGAAUCAUU